Molecule: messenger RNA, 1149 nt
Organism: Fusarium subglutinans
Lineage: Eukaryota; Fungi; Ascomycota; Sordariomycetes; Hypocreales; Nectriaceae
Exons: 4
Coding region: 1-1149 (382 amino acids)
Source: RefSeq, a predicted model, not a curated record
AUGUCGUCCUCUACUUCUAUGAGCUCAUUGCUCCUGGAAGCUGGCUUCCUAGUUCUCGCUAUUCUUGAACUGAUUCUUAUUUGGAUUUUUAUGAAAUGGGUGAAAAGAGUCCGGGCCAUUGAAUUUGAGUUGAUACUUCACAUGCAAGAAGUUGAACUACUCGACUAUAUGUUCAGAGAAAAUGAGGAAGUUAUUGCUCAUAUGGGCGAUGAGCCUCCCAUCUCAGUCCAAAAGGCGCGUCAGCUUUGCCAGUUCCACCAGGAUAUGUUAAACGGGAACCUUGCAUCAAAUGGCCUCAGGCGCGGCUUUGAGACUACAAGUCUAACAAGGGCCAAGAAACUCAAGCUGGUAUGGCAUAAAGACGAAUGGGAGAAAGUUCUUAGACUCUAUAGAGGGUCUGUUUUUAGCCUGAGAGACCUUUGUGCCGAUAUCAGGAUGCAUACCCAGCUACGAAACAUGACAGCGGCUAUGUCUCGACUAGACCAGGAAUUUGCAGGGGCUCCCUCGGCAAAAGAGUUAGUUGAUCUCCAGGGAGACGACUUUUUUAUUAUUGCAUAUAUACAAGCGCAGAAUCUGUCAGAUCAUCCACAUCUACCCCGCGACCGCAGAGCUGUACCAGCAACCCUUAAGCUAGACACUGGUGCAAGCAUUGACCAUGUUUCUGAGAGCUUUUUGUUAGAUGUACUGAAGCUAAAGAAACAAUCCUUUCUUCCUAUCCCAGAGCAUGAACAGGAACCAGUCACUGGGUUUGAUGGGACUCAGUUUACUCCAAGGUAUCGUGUAAAGCUUCAGUGGUCACGAGAGCUGAACAAGGAGAUGAAGAGUCAUAUGUUUUUAGUGGUCCCAAAUUGUCCCUGCGACGUGGUUUUGGGAGCACGAAACUUUCUUCAGCAAGCUACCGGCCUUACAAGAAGAAUACAAAUUGCUGCAGGCGGACGAUUGACCGAGUCAGAACAACAGCGGCGGGAUGAAGUGAUCAAUGCUGAGCGGGAAAGAGAGCGUGUCAGGUUUGAAGAAGCCAAGGCAAGGCGUGCACAGAGAUUAUGGACUAGGCGGUCAUCAACAUCCCGCGAGGAGGAUAUAGAGAUGCAAACGCAGAGUGGACCAAGCUCGGCUUCAGCAGAGGAAGAUCUUGUUAAUACUGCUUAG